AUGUCAGAAGAGGAGGGUGAUGGUGCGGCUUUGCCGAUCCAGAGCUUUGAGAAGGUCAGAACGCAUUUUCCGUCUGCUAGGAUAAAGAAACUAAUGCAGUCAGACGAGGAAAUAGGCAAGGUUGCGCAGGCCACGCCAAUAGUCGUUGGACGGGCGUUGGAGCUGUUUUUGUGUUCGUUGGUGGAGAAAUCUUUGGAUGUUGCCAAAAACUACGGUAGUCGCAAGAUUGCACCCCAGCAUUUAAUACAGGCAGUAAGUCAGAACGAGGAGUUUGACUUCUGCGAGAGCAUUGUUGAGAAGUACAAAUCGAACAAGUGA
This is a messenger RNA of Kuraishia capsulata CBS 1993, 318 nucleotides long. RefSeq lists its product as uncharacterized. Gene Ontology annotation, biological process: transcription by RNA polymerase II; positive regulation of transcription by RNA polymerase II; negative regulation of transcription by RNA polymerase II. The transcript has a single exon. Gene Ontology annotation, cellular component: negative cofactor 2 complex; nucleus. The record is from RefSeq and is a predicted model, not a curated record. Gene Ontology annotation, molecular function: transcription coactivator activity; RNA polymerase II general transcription initiation factor activity; transcription corepressor activity. NCBI's taxonomy places the organism in Eukaryota, Fungi, Ascomycota, Pichiomycetes, Pichiales, Pichiaceae. The coding region runs from base 1 to 318 and encodes 105 amino acids.